UCGAUUUGAUGAUGCAGUACAGAACGCGGACGGCAGCGAUGAUGCCAACCUUAGUAGCCGCCUCUGCGCAAAGCUCGGCGUCCCCUAUUGGCUGAACGUUCUGUCAGUCAAACGGCCAGCGGGGCGGUACUUCAAGGGAAGGCCUCCCCAGAGGCCAAGAGUGGCGGCGGUGCUGGCGCUGCCGCAGGAAUGAGGAGACGCCGCUGAGGAACAUCGGCCGUCCGGGGAGCGUCCACGCCUGAGGAACCGUCACCGACAAGAUUCCACCAUCUGCUGGAAAAGAUGGGGAACGUGGAAAGCAGCAGCCAUUACCAGAAGCACCUCUCGAGGUUCCUUCCUGAUGAACAAGCCGACAUUGACAGCGUCUUCGUUGCCUUAUCCGGGUCGGGGGAGGCUGUCGGAGGAAAGGGGGGCAAACCAGCCAAGAAGGGUGUAACGCUGAUGAUGCUCAAGGCCCACGUCAAGGAGGCCCUCCCUGAAUCAAUGGUCAUCCGGCUGUACAAUGGGAUGAAGAGCAUCCCUCUGCCCGAGAAGUCUCCUGGGUCCAACGGGCAGGUGGGGAAGGAGCAGUUUGUCAUUUUCAUGUCGGCACUCUUCAAAGGCAACGCCGAGGAAAAGAAAGGCAUCAUCAUGAAAAUGAUAUCGAACGCGGACAGCACCGUGAAGGGAAGUCAGAUCAUUGAGUUUGCAGAGGAUCUGGUUGGCUCUGUGGUUCACGUCCUGAGCUACAGGAAGAUGCUGAAGGGCUGGAACUUGAAGAAUGUGCAGAAUUCAACCACAGGAAUAAAAGCUUUGGCGUCUCAGUUAGUGUCGGAGUUGAAAUCGGCAGAUGGGAAGAGGCUUGAGGGUGGUCAGGCGCUGGACGCUGUCUGUGACGAAAGCAGCAUUGAGGAUUGGGUCUUCCGGGUUCCACAGGUCUCUGCUUUCCUCACUGUGGUCGUCCAGCAGGGGCUGCUCAUCCUGCACUCCCUCCCGGACCAAGAGCAAGAGACCUUCCCUUUGCUUCCGGAGUGCCAGGGGGUCAGAGGCAGCCGCUUCGUCAGCCUCCUCAACAUCCCCUCCGUCACCUACAUCAACUCUCACCUGCCUUCUGAGCUCCAACACAAAUGGAGGCUCCUCUUUGCCUCCCAGGUUCACGGCGAGAGCUUUACGCAGCUGUGCGGGCACAUUGUCAACCAGGGGCCCUGCGUGCUGGUUCUGAAGGACACAGAUGGCUACGUCUUUGGUGGCUUUUCGUCGUGUUCCUGGGUGGUUAAACCACAGUUUCAAGGCAACAAUGGAUGCUUUCUGUUCUCUGUUUCCCCCUCGCUUGAGGUCUUCACUUACACCGGCUACAACGACCACUACAUGUACCUGAAUCAUGGGCAGCAGACAAUGCCGAAUGGCCUUGGCAUGGGUGGACAACAUGAAUACUUCGGCCUGUGGAUCGACAGCAACUAUGGGAGGGGCCACAGCAAAGCCAAGCCCAGAUGCACCACGUACAACAGCCCUCAGCUGUCGGCCAAGGAGAACUUCACGUUGGACGCCAUGGAGGUUUGGGCGGUGGGAGACCUCCCAGAAAGUGCAGCCGGCACGGGUCAGAAGAGCAUCCUGGACGCAGACCCUGAGGCCCAGGCUUUGCUGGAGAUGAUCGGGAAGGGCCGAAAGAGCGAUGGGUUGCGGGAUCCGGCCGAUGGCGACGGGGGCGACAACUGAGAACAAGGCCUGGAAGCUCUUGCCUGAUGCUUUGUGCAGAGCCGUCUCUGAUCUCUCUCCAACACCACAUGUGAAAACUCGAUAACACAAACCGCUCAAGUGUAAUGUGUUUUCCUAGAGCUGCAUGUUGUCUGGUUAGGAGACAAAUCCUUUGCGUAGCGGGAUGGUUUGUCUGUGAUGGGCAGAUGGGGUGAUUGCAUGCUUUAGGUAGUUCUUAAUAAUCAAGGGUAUUGCUGAAUACAAAUGAAGACAGGUCCAUGCCCCUCCCCCUCCUUUGGAUCAGUGUUAGCAUCCACUAUUUAGUCACACAUUUCGUCUGUGAGCAGCUCAAGGGAGUUUUCGAGAAUCCCAUUGGGAAACAGCUUCCUGAACGAAUUUCAGCUUGUUUGCUCAAGAGGGCCUUUGCUAAUCAUGUUGAAGCAAGUUUUGUUGGGGACAGUUGGUUCAACCCAGGGUUGAACAUUCACAGACCCUGCCUUAGGAAACCCACAUUUUGAAUGUUGUAAAGGCAGUAGCCAGAGAACUGAGCACUUGAUCGAUGCUGCUUUUAGUCUCAGACUGCUGUCCCAGACACCGUUCACAUAAGUGUAUAGGACUGAGAACCAAGUCAGAUUUCCAGGGUGGUGCAGGCACAGGCCAGUGUUGGGAGUGCAAGCGAAAGACCGCCUCCCUGGUGAAUUUCUGGGUGCGUAUGGCAUCACUACACCAGACCCUUUAAGAUGCAUGAGAUUGGGCUGAUCCUUGAGCUGCUGGCGGCAAGUUGCAGGUUAACCGGAUCAGCACGAAUCAAUGCUAAAUCAUGCGGUGAAGCAGUGGAUGCAGCCUGUCAGUCGGGGCGCCAGUCUGAAGGAUGAAACGUUGGUUGCAGCCAAACUUAGCAAUGUCUGAAACCCAAAGACCCAAUUUUCUUUGCUAGGUAUUGUCGAGAAAUGAUCUCAAGUCCUCAAUUUAAGGCCUACUUCAGGAUUCAGUCUAGGGAAUUAUGAAGGGGUGUGAAGAUGGGGCUCUACCUUGGAUUUUCAUGCAACUGUCCGCUUUGCAAAUCUGCACCUCUAUGCAACACAAACCACACAGCAAAUAAGAUGAUAUCAUGUGAAACAUAAGCUGCAAACUUUAGAGCUACUCGGGACUUCUUAUCAUGCUCUGAAAAGUAAGUGCGUGUGUGAAAAAGUUGCUUGACAAGGCUUGGUAUUCAAAACAGUGUCCUUAGCUCCCCCCCCUUUUUUUUAAGUCUUAAGGUAGUGAACUUUUAAGUAGAAAAUUAAGUAUGCAAAGCAAGGAAUCUAAAACUGACAUUCCCUUUGCAAGUGUGAAAAACAAGUAUUAGCUUCCACUAUAGUUCCACUUGAGCCUCGCAGAUUACUGAAAGGUGGGGAAUAACAAUAAAAUAAAAGUGGUCUAUAGAGGUAAACAGUAUGUUGGAAAUUGAAGUGUCUUUUGGCUUGUUGACAUAUUUGAUCAAGUUGCAAAGGCAUAAUUUCCACAAUAGCUGGAUCUGUUCUGGUCUUCUGAGUGAACACUUCUGAGUGCAUCUUUUAUGUAUACUAUUCUGAUUUGGUGACAUCAUGUUUAGGGUCUGUAACCUUAGAAGGAACUAUUUUGUUCCACCAGCUUUGUUGCAAUAAAUCUACAAGAUACA
Molecule: messenger RNA, 3334 nt
Organism: Podarcis raffonei (Aeolian wall lizard)
Lineage: Eukaryota; Metazoa; Chordata; Lepidosauria; Squamata; Lacertidae
Gene: MEAK7
Product: MTOR associated protein, eak-7 homolog
Exons: 8
Coding region: 283-1695 (470 amino acids)
Biological process (GO): TOR signaling
Source: RefSeq, a predicted model, not a curated record